Molecule: messenger RNA, 2833 nt
Organism: Brassica rapa (field mustard)
Lineage: Eukaryota; Viridiplantae; Streptophyta; Magnoliopsida; Brassicales; Brassicaceae
Source: RefSeq, a predicted model, not a curated record
UUUCAGUCGUUAAUCGGUGAUAUAGAUAGAGAUUUGCGAAUCAGUGUUGCUUGGUGUUAGACUUGAUUUGAUUUGAUUUCUCCACUCGGUUACUCGGUACACAUAAUUUAUUAUUAAUUGGUUUAUUAAAUUAAAUAACUGCGAAUCUUUUUUUCAUUCUCAUAAAAUUAACUUUCUCGGUUGUUACAAUCAUUGUAUUUCUUUUCUCCACUCUGCUACCCUCUCCUUUCUAUUUGCUUUUGUUAUCUUAUUUUUGAACUAGUUAAUCGUAGCUUCUCAGAUUUAUUUUUAUUUUAUUUGUUUCCAAAUUUUGUGAUCUAAUUAAUUGAAUAGUUUUGAUAAGUAUAUAAUUUUUAAUAUAUUGUUUGUUAAUUAUAGAUUAAAAUAAAAUAAAAAAUAAUUUUUUAUCAUCAACUUAAACAGAGUUAUAAUGACCCUCUAAAAAUAUUUCCAAUGUAAAAUUCUAUCUUUUUCUCCAAACAUGAGUAAAAGAGAAAAUGAAGUAAAAUUGUUUCAAUCCAACUCCAAAUCAUAAUAGAGCAAUGAACAAAUAUAAAAUAGAUUACUCCAUUAUAGAGUUAGAUAUGAAGUUGGAUUAAAAUAUUUUUUACUACAUACUUCAUUUCACUUUAUUUUAGAGUAAAAAAUGGAGUGGGUUAGAAAUGCUCUAAACAAAAUUAAAAAAAAAAAAAACUAAUACUUGCAAGAUUAUUGUAGAUAUGUGAUUGGUAUUAAAGGUGAUCAUUUUGCUACAUGAGAUAUUGUAAACUAAACAAAAUUUGAUUUUGGGGUUUUAUUAAAAUUUCUCUUUAAAUUUCUUUGAUCCAGACAUUUUGUGAGAUUUUGUUUAGAGAGUGAGUAUAAGUUGUUUAAGUUGAUGAUAAAAAAAAUUAGUGUUUUUCUUUAAUUUUAAUCUAUAAGGAUGGAAAAGACAAACACAAGUAGAUCCCUGAUAUACGACCAUUUCCUUCCGUCAUGUCCCACUAUCUUCAUUUUAAUUAUUCUAUAUCAAAACUUUUCUAAGACAAUAAUAAUUUAUGAAUACUUUUCAAUUUAAGUAAUUAUGUGGACCAUCCCCGGAUUCAUGGCUCAAGUAUAUGGACUAUGCUAACACAUUUGUGUUUCUUAAACUUUUUUAUGUAUUAAAGAGGUGUUUAAGUCCUUGUUUAUAUCUGUUUGCAGCUUCUUUAUCACCACCAGGGAUCAUCUACUUGUGCUUGUCUUUUCCAUCCUAAUUCAGUAUGUGAACUUGUGAUCCUACUUUAAUAGACGCGGGUUUAGCACCAUAAACACUACCAUUAAAAAAAUCCUUGUAAGCUUUUAAUGUAUGUAACUGUAAAUCAUAUUUUUGAUUUUCGAUCACUGAUAACGUGCACGUAUGGAAUUAUAAGAACUUACAAAAUCAAAAAUAUGUGAAAUGAAAUGGCAAAUUUAGUUUUUUUAAUGGUUCCUGGUUUUUUUUUGUGCAACAUGGUUCUUGGUUUUAAGAAUUAGUAUUUAAUCGGAUGUUCAAUGUGCAUAUCGUCGUAUAAAAGAUAAAUAUAUGCAUAAUUAAAUGGUAAAAUACUAAAAUUAGUUUCUAUUUACUUAAUUGUGAAGUGACCGAACACGAUUCCUGUUUUUCAACCCAUGCUCAAUGUGGUAAAUGACUAGAACAAAGUUAUUGUCCCAAAGAGUGUAAAGCUGCAGCACGUUCACUCUACCCCAAUAACAAAAACCCGGUCCAUGCUUUCAUACUCAAACACACAUUUGACCCACUUUAAUUUAUUUCCACAAACAUAAAGUUCCAGCUUUCAUAAUGCAUACGAUGAUUAUUAACUUAUUAUAUACAUUAUUCACAUAUUGAGACGCAAAGGAAAGAGAGAGAGUGACUCACAAGAUUACGAUACAAAACCGAACCCAAGUCAAUUCUCUUUCUUUCAGACCAAAGACGAAGAGAGAGACAGAGAGAGAAUCGUAAUGGGAGAAGUACAGAGGAUCGUGGUGGUUGUAGAGGAUAAAGAAGCGGCCAGGACAGCGUUACAGUGGGCACUUCAUAACCUCUUCCGUCACGGUGACGUCAUAGUCCUCCUCCACGUAUUCUCUCCUCCGCCCCGCAAGAAAAAAUCCACGGCGGCGCGUCUCCUCCGCCGCCACGGAUACCAUCUCGCCCUUUCUUUCCGUGAGCUCUGCGACGAUUUCUUCAACACAAAUACAGAGAUAAUCGUGAGAGAAGGAGACGAAGAUGGAAGAACGAUCGCUGAAGUCGUGAAAGAGACUGGUGCGUCAACGCUUCUCGUUGGUCUCCAUCAGCAGAGCUUUCUUUACAGAUGGGCAGUGAGUGGGAUUGAUGUAGCUAGAAAUUUUAAUUGCAAAGUGAUGGCUAUAAAGCAGCCUUCACCGGAAGAGUCGCCGCUGCCGGGAAAAGCUAAGGGACGCAAGACCUCACAGACGACGGUGACGUUAGAUAGUCUAACUAAUUUUGACUUUUCUCAAAUAGACAUCUCUGGAUUACAGGUUCCUGAGAUGCCAACACCUAAAGUACCGUACAGAUUAUGUCCGAGUCCUCAUGCGAUACUAUGGAGAACAAGACCACGGAGAUCUAACGACCGUUACGCUGCCGUUUUAUAGUCUAGCUUUACUCUCAGUUCUUGUGUAACACACAUUUUAACUCCAUACAAAAAAUCAUUCGAAUAAUGCGAAAUUAACACGCAUAGGCAUAAUGUAAAAAAUGCUCAUUUAUGUUAAAACUUAAAACUCGCUUUCCUCUCCAUAAGUUGUAUCUGUAUCUGUAGGCUAAGAAUAUCCUAACAACAUUACCUUUUAUAGCAACUCUUCAGAUAUUUGGAAAUUA